Messenger RNA from Arabis nemorensis, 678 nucleotides. The record is from the annotation of a GenBank genome assembly. NCBI's taxonomy places the organism in Eukaryota, Viridiplantae, Streptophyta, Magnoliopsida, Brassicales, Brassicaceae.
AUGAUGAAUUCCAUCUUCGGAAAGCGGAAGACUCCUGCAGAACUUCUGCGAGAAAACAAAAGGAUGCUGGAUAAGUCUAUCAGAGAGAUAGAGAGGGAGAGGCAAGGCCUUCAAACACAAGAAAAGAAACUCAUUGCUGAGAUUAAAAAGACUGCUAAGCAAGGCCAGAUGGGAGCUGUGAAAGUGAUGGCAAAGGACCUUAUCAGAACUCGGCACCAGAUUGAGAAGUUUUACAAGCUUAAAUCCCAACUUCAGGGUGUAUCUCUUAGGAUCCAGACUCUGAAGUCAACACAAGCAAUGGGUGAGGCAAUGAAAGGUGUGACUAAAGCAAUGGGGCAAAUGAACAGGCAGAUGAACCUGCCAUCUCUGCAGAAAAUCAUGCAAGAAUUCGAGAGGCAAAACGAGAAAAUGGAGAUGGUCUCUGAGGUGAUGGGAGAUGCUAUUGAUGAUGCUUUGGAAGGAGACGAGGAAGAGGAAGAGACUGAAGAUCUUGUUAGCCAAGUCCUUGACGAGAUUGGAAUCGACAUCAACCAAGAGCUGGUGAAUGCUCCAUCUGGUGCGGUCGCAGCACCGGCGGCAAAGAACAAGGUGGUGCAAGCUGAAGCGACAGGAGCUGAAGACGGAGGGGGAAUAGAUAGUGACCUUCAGGCAAGGUUGGACAACCUUCGAAAAAUGUGA